AUGCGUUCUGAAGUUAAGAGGUUAUUAAACGAAAGCCGAGAAAACUAUUUCCGUGAAAUUGACAGCAGCUUUAGAGUCAACCCAAAGCGCAUGUGGUCAGUACUUAGACAAAAGUCCAAGUCAUGUAGCAUCCUGGAUCGUAUCUCUAUGGCUGCAGUAACCACCACCAGUUCUUCCGAUGGUCAACCUGGUUCUCUUCAUGUUUCCCAUGGCGACCAAUCCGACCAAUCGCCAAGACCAACUGCUGCAAACCUUGUUGAAAUAGCUACAUUCUUCAAUACCUACUUCACAUCUGUGUUUUCAUCUGAAAACCUCCCUGACGAACUUCCUACCGAAACAGAGGUCCUCCAGUUUUAA
Molecule: messenger RNA, 357 nt
Organism: Paramuricea clavata
Lineage: Eukaryota; Metazoa; Cnidaria; Anthozoa; Malacalcyonacea; Plexauridae
Source: the annotation of a GenBank genome assembly